CCCGCGACAACAUUUAUAUUUAAUGGUAAUUUUUGAAUUGACAACUAGACUUACUUGUAAAUGCACAUUGUCUUAACAACUGCGAUGGACUCAAAUUAUGCGCAAUUAUACGAAUUGAGCAAGGACCGUCACUUGGGCAAUCGGGUAAUUUACGGUCAGCACUUGCACCUGACGGCCAGAAUGGAUCGGACUAAUAUUGUGAGGUUCUGGCUGUGCAUUGGCGUUAGCCUAGUCACUGCUAAAGAGCUUAAAAUAACCUUUUGGAUCGAGCCAGUACAGCGAGCAGAGUUUGACACCGAUAUUGCCGCUGUUCUUAAGGAGCUGGAAACAUUGCAGUUGGAUACGCGAAUCAGCGAUGCGGUGGUGCAACUAAGUCGCACCGACGACCAACAGGACAUGGACAGCUUCUGUGAGAUUCUGGGUAGCGUGGGCAGUUCGGUGAUUAUCGAUCUGAGUUACAGUCGCUGGUCGCACGGCUACGGGCUGGCUCAUACACAUGGCGUUGCUUACGUGCGUUUCGACCGGAUAAUGCGCCCCUUUCUUGACAUGUUUGCCGAUUUUAUGCGCCAGAAGCGGGCCAAUAAUGUGGUCAUGAUUUUUCAAAAUGCCCGCGACACCAUGGAGGCCAUGAAGCAGCUAUUGACCGGUUAUCCAUUCCGCGCUCUUAUUCUGGAUGCCAGUGAUAUGCAAUCGGAGGACUUUGUUGAGCGGCUGGUUCGACUGAGGCCCACUCCCAAUUACUAUGCCAUAUUUGCCCGCGGCGCUGCUAUGAAUGGAAUUUUUGAGCGCGUCAAUAUGGGUAACCUUUUCCAGCGGCCCACCGAAUGGCAUUUCGUUUUUCUCGAUACCAGAGAUCGCGUUUUCAAAUACAAACAACAGGUGGAAUUUUCUACGCGAUUCACCUUGAAUGCACGCGCCAUUUGUCGAUCGAUGCAGAUGCGAGACCUUUACUGCGGUAGUGGAUUCACGGUAAGCCUUAAAAAGAUAAUUUUGCUUCGCUUGCUGAUGGAAAGAAGAAAGAAGAUAUGCAAC
Drosophila navojoa is the source of this 1032-nucleotide messenger RNA. It is a transcript of the gene Ir8a, whose product is annotated as Ionotropic receptor 8a. Gene Ontology annotation, biological process: monoatomic ion transport. NCBI's taxonomy places the organism in Eukaryota, Metazoa, Arthropoda, Insecta, Diptera, Drosophilidae. Gene Ontology annotation, molecular function: ligand-gated monoatomic ion channel activity; signaling receptor activity. The record is from RefSeq and is a predicted model, not a curated record. Gene Ontology annotation, cellular component: membrane.